Molecule: messenger RNA, 2037 nt
Organism: Ictalurus furcatus (blue catfish)
Lineage: Eukaryota; Metazoa; Chordata; Actinopteri; Siluriformes; Ictaluridae
Gene: eng
Product: endoglin
Exons: 13
Coding region: 51-1721 (556 amino acids)
Source: RefSeq, a predicted model, not a curated record
GUGCCGGCUGAUAGAGAACCGUACGCUCCGGAACGACACUGAUUCCAGACAUGGAGACCUUCGGCACUAUUUUGGCUUUGCUGAUGAUCUUCAGCGCUGCUGCAGCUUCAGAUUCCACGUUCUGCGAACUGAAGGGGAUUUACGGAACCGGAAAUGAAGUCAUCAACGUGGUGGAGAAAACAGAAGGGUGCUGGACGAACUUCGUGAUGGAGAACGGGACAGAAGUGCACAUCCUCAAUCUGCGCUUUUCUAAAAGGAAUACCUCCCCGAUGAUAAUGGUGGCUACAGCCGCUCCGUCCAUCCUGAUCUUCACCAGCCCAGACACUGACUACAAAACCAUCUACUGCACUCACAUCUCCAAGUCCAACGUAAAGAUCUACGUGACAGAUAAUAUUUCGUUUAAAGAAGUAAGUAACCAUGAGCUUCACAUCGCUCCAGCUGGUCAGGGCAAUGAGCUGGUGUCAUGGGCAACGCGACAGUUCGGAGGAGUUUCAUCCUUCACCACACUCCACGAUCUGAAGAACAUUAACUUCACCGAGAGUAAAGGAACUCCGCUUGCGUCCACCUGCCAGCUGAGCUGGGAAUUACCGACGAUGAAGGAGUCACUGGAGGUCGAGACUGACAUGUUUGCAGUUACAUCAUGCCUACUCGACUCCCAGGACGAGCUUCACAUCAUCAACAUCCCGGAUCACGUCGGCCCCAGGAACGUCUCGCUGGACGUGGUUCCGACUGGUGUGCAGCUGGUCCUAAGGGGUCCGGCUGGAACCUUCUGGAAGGUCAAAGCUGAAAUUGCCUCUCUCAUGUCCAACAAUGCCAUCCAAUUAAACGGUAUAACCCUGAAUGGGAGGAUGAACCUCUCUGACAGCGACACUGAGCUCCAGGAUCUGGUACUCGGUUAUUUUAAGAGCAAAUCAAUCAGCAGCUACACGAAGAUUCAUCUGAAGGGCCCAAUGAUUGAGAUCACGAUUAGAAAGAGAGAACAAACUCAAGUGACUGUGAGUGCUGAGGUGACGACGACGACGACAAAGACUCCCACAUCUUACACCUCAAUGCAUUUGUUCACGUCUCCCGAUUACAAGGUGGAACUCGAUCCCCACACUGUAGUGCAGACCAACAAGAGGAUCUACGCUCAGGUCUCGAGUUUGAUCCAUGGAGAUGGGGCCAUAUUUAUCAGAGUGAAGUCAUGUUUAGUGCGCUCCGCCGGCAUGCAGCCGGUGGAGAGGAUAAUCUCCCUUAAACAGGAGCCUUGCUCGGGAUGCCAUAAGAACACCAGGUUCAGCUUCUCCCUCGACGUGCUGCAGGAUCUGCCCUCCAACAGAUGGGAGCUUCAGUGUCACGUCAGCCACUGUUUCAUUGCACAACAGCGUGAGGGUUGCGCAGAGCCGUGGCCCGUGAAGAGGAAUGUGGAAGUCACGCCGUCGUACAUCCCACCACAGAUUUCAGACCAGUGUUUCAAGUUCAGCCUGCAGUCGGUUCUGGGCAUCGCCUUCGGAGGUUUCCUCAUCGGCAUCCUGCUCAUCGGCGCGCUCUGGUUCAUCAAAAUCCGCACAGGUUACCCCGUCGCUCUGGGUUUUGGCUCCACAGGGACCUUCUUCUCAGGAUGUCCAUGCAGUCUGAUUAAGCGCCAUGCAGUGCCCACUAACCCGUCUCCCUCUGAGAACAGCAGUGCCAACGGCAGCAUGAGCAGCACCCAGAGCACACCAACCAGCAGCAUGGCAUGAGCAUGGACACACACACACACACACACACACACACACACACACAGACGAACAGGGCAGGGCUUUUUUCGUCUGAACCAGGAACUUUUGUAAACUCCGCCUCUGCAGCCACCCAGCAUCAGGAAGUCGGCCGGACAAAAACCCUGCCUCGGUCCGAGACAGGAAAAACACAGCAUAUCCCCCAAGAACUAACAGGAAAUUCACAGCAUUCCUCUCAACAGAUCGGAGGCACAAUAAGACUCGAGGAGAAAAACACAGAUCAAACCGCCGUGACCUGCAUCACCCCCUUAAUUAGUACACAAAAAAAAAGAAAGAAAAA